This is a messenger RNA of Polyodon spathula (Mississippi paddlefish), 1944 nucleotides long. It is a transcript of the gene six7, whose product is annotated as SIX homeobox 7. NCBI's taxonomy places the organism in Eukaryota, Metazoa, Chordata, Actinopteri, Acipenseriformes, Polyodontidae. Gene Ontology annotation, biological process: regulation of transcription by RNA polymerase II; eye development. The record is from RefSeq and is a predicted model, not a curated record. The transcript has 3 exons. Gene Ontology annotation, molecular function: DNA-binding transcription factor activity, RNA polymerase II-specific; RNA polymerase II cis-regulatory region sequence-specific DNA binding. Bases 1004 to 1765 code for a protein of 253 amino acids. Gene Ontology annotation, cellular component: transcription regulator complex; nucleus.
UAUAUAUAUAGACAAUUAACAAUUUGCCUAUUUUGACAAUUUUCCCAGAUUUACAGUUCCAGUGGUUCCAUCUCAUUUGCACAACAAAUUGACACAACAGAAGCGACGGGGUGUUCGAAUAGAUUUGCACACGACUGUACAUUCGCAGGAAAAUAAGAAAAUGCGCGAAUGAGGGAAGCCAUUCAGCCAAUCUGUGUUCUUCAGGUUCCUAGAAAUUGAUUCAUCUCAAGAUGCGAAGAUGGGGCCUUAGAGGAGCCCAGUGAUUCUGCCUCAACAACAUGUCCAUUUAAUUUCCAACUUGAUCCUCUGGUUCUGGUUGGAUUAUCUAUGCCAACUCCUUUUAAGAUUUGUAUCUAGUCAUGACGUGCUUGUGAAUGGGAUAUUUGAUUAUAUUUACAUGCAUUCGAAUGUUGACCUGGAAGACCUCUUAGUAACUAACUGCUCUCGCAGAAUGAACAAUUAUUUCUCCCAUCCCUCUAGUUUCAGCUAAGCCCAACAAACAUAUCAAGCUGAUGUGACUUCACUAGGGCCCCUGCCGAGGAGCUAAUGACCAGGAGAGGUAAUCCCUGUGCCUCCUCCCACAGGGCAGUCAGGAGAGCUAAUGGGACCUCUUAUAUAAAUACAGCUAGUGAGGAGGGAUGGAUGCUAUCAAGAUUGUUUUAUAGAACAGAACAGAGUUCCUCUGUAGCUAACUCUGGGCAGCAAGACUUUGGAAUUCUUUCGGAGCAACUUGGCUUAGACUUUCAAAGAAAACGUGCUUAACAGAAACACCUUUUUUCACGAGAAAGCCUUUUCGUUUUAUAUUGUAACGGCUUGGGCUUUGAAGGGCCAGGAUUCUCGUUUGGGGUGAACAAAAGGACGCAGAUUUUUUUUUUAAAAACUUGGAUUCCAAAGCAGAAUCGCUCCUGUUUUCUUAAAACCUCUGUUUGAAAAUCAUGAGCCGAGAUUUUUUUUUUUUUUUUUUUUAAGGACGCUUUGAUUUUGCUUGCUCAGUUUCGGAGCUAUGUUCCCCCUUCCAGGUCUACCCAUCUUCACCCCUGACCAGGUGGCCCGGGUCUGUGAGAAUCUCGAGGAGACAGGAGACAUUGAGCGCUUGGGGCGGUUCCUCUGGUCUCUGCCCACGCCCGUGCCGGGCUCUGCCAGCGAUGCCCUGAACCGCCAUGAGUCAGUCAUGCGUGCCCGGGCGUUGGUGGCUUUUCACAGUGGCAACUUUGAAGCUCUGUACCAGAUUCUGCAAAACCACCGCUUCACCCGAGAGUCCCAUGGCAAGCUGCAGGCACUGUGGCUGGACGCCCACUACCGAGAGGCUGAGAGACUUCGAGGGCGCCCCCUAGGCCCUGUAGAGAAGUACCGCAUCCGCAAGAAGUUCCCUCUGCCCCACACCAUCUGGGACGGAGAACAGAAGACCCAUUGCUUCAAGGAGCGAACUCGGAGUCUGCUGAGGGAGUGGUACCUGCAGGACCCCUACCCCAACCCCUCACGAAAACAGCACCUCGCCCAGGCCACCGGCCUCACCCCCACACAGGUGGGCAACUGGUUCAAGAACCGACGGCAACGGGAUCGCGCAGCUUCAGCUAAAAACAGGUUGCAGCAGGACUCCAGCCUCCUGUCCUCUGGCUCCCAGGACUGUCACCCCCACCUCCAGCAGGGGUCCCCCUCCCAGCCUGGGAGCCCCGAGACCAGCGACUGCAGCACCGGCACAGAGCGGAACAGGACCUCAACCCCCGACAUCUCGGUGUGCAGCGACAGCGACUUUGACCCCUGAGACCCCCGGGACUGGCAUUCGGAAGAGCCUACUCUUCAUUGGCGGUGAAUGAGACAGCUCUUGCUCUGCAGCUCAGUCAAUAUCUAUGAGGGGAUCUGGUGAGGAAGCACCUGCCAACCAAGCUCCUCCACUGUGGCGCCUCAUGUAAACGACACACCAGGAGAACCCAGGCUGCUGAC